CUCGCGAACGUUGCAAGCGUUAAGUGGAACGCGCCCAUGAUAACUGCACCGACAAGAUAUUAUCACACACCUAUUGUUAACGAUGCAUGCGCGACUAUAUGCAUACGAUAUGUAUUAGUAUACAUACUUUAUAAUAUUUUACAAUCGCAAAUAUAUAGGCCACUAAUUUGUUUAAUUUGUGAUUAUUUCAAUGAACGAUCUAAACAUAAAGUUAAUGACUGUAUGUAUCUAGGUUAUUUAAAAUAUAUUAUGUAAAUGUAAUACACGUAUCAUACAUAUUUUAAAAAAAUAGCCUGCACAUGGAUAAAUUAUACACAAUCGAGUAAAACGAGAAAUAAUAUCAACGAAAAAAAUGAAGCAACAAAUAAUUGAUUCCAAAGCAAAUCCUAACGCAACUGGAGAAGCCGACGAUUGUCUCUUUGAAUAUUUGCAUGCUGAAUUAGUCAAUUAUGUUUUGAGCAAAUCAUCUAAUACCGCGGAAGGCGAAGAAGAGCUUUCACGUUUAGAAUGGAUGGGAUUCAGUGUUGGAUACAGAAUUAUUGAACGACUAACAAGAGAAUGGAGCAGAUUCAAGGAUGAACUAGAUAUGAUCAAGUUUAUCUGCACAGAUUUCUGGUCCAGCUUAUAUCACAAACAAAUUGAUAAUCUCAGAACUAAUCAUCAUGGGGUAUAUGUGUUGCAAGAUAAUGCUUUCAGAUUAUUAGAUAAAGUUGGUACAAGCAACAGCAAACAGUAUCUUAAAGAGAGUCCUCGUCUGCUGGCUUUCACUUGUGGUCUUCUCAGAGGUAGUUUAGCAAAUCUUGGAAUUAUUAGUACUGUUACAGCUGAGACUACUACAUUACCAAGUUGCAAAUUUCAUGUUCAAGUUCAAAAAAUUUAAUAGCUGUUCUAUCAUUUGAGAAACAAAGAGAUAUAUAGAGAUAUAUAUAUAAAAAGAAAUUUAAAUAUGAUAAAA
Messenger RNA from Cataglyphis hispanica, 955 nucleotides. It is a transcript of the gene Trs33, whose product is annotated as trafficking protein particle complex subunit 6b. Bases 353 to 880 code for a protein of 175 amino acids. The record is from RefSeq and is a predicted model, not a curated record. Gene Ontology annotation, cellular component: cis-Golgi network; TRAPP complex; trans-Golgi network. The transcript has 2 exons. Lineage: Eukaryota; Metazoa; Arthropoda; Insecta; Hymenoptera; Formicidae. Gene Ontology annotation, biological process: regulation of GTPase activity; endoplasmic reticulum to Golgi vesicle-mediated transport.